Messenger RNA from Diaporthe amygdali, 411 nucleotides. RefSeq lists its product as uncharacterized. The record is from RefSeq and is a predicted model, not a curated record. Lineage: Eukaryota; Fungi; Ascomycota; Sordariomycetes; Diaporthales; Diaporthaceae. Gene Ontology annotation, biological process: mitotic cell cycle; attachment of spindle microtubules to kinetochore. The transcript has 3 exons. Gene Ontology annotation, cellular component: mitotic spindle midzone; mitotic spindle pole body; DASH complex. The coding region runs from base 1 to 411 and encodes 136 amino acids.
AUGUCUUUCCCGGCAAGGUCCCUUCAACCGCACAUCCGGCAAGCCUCGACGGCGGGCUCGGCGUCGUCUGCAGGGCAGUCUCCUGCGUUGGUGGCACGGGUCAACGAGAAGAAGGCCGAACUUGAGAAUCUCCGCGAGUUACGCGACCUGAGUGCUGCAGUCGCGUCGCAGAUGGAGGCAUUGGAGCAAAAGCUGGCCACGCUAUCUGACGGAACCGAAGCGAUUGCUCUUGUCAUGGGCAAUUGGCACAACGUUCUCCGCGCGAUCAACAUGGCUUCCUCCAAAUUGCCGAAGCCGCAGAAUGAUACUGAGGCGGCUGCAGCUUUGCCCCAGACUUUGGUUCGCAUUCCAACAGAGCAUGCACCCACAUUGCAGGCUCAGGCCGAGGCCGCCGAGGAAGCAAACGAGUGA